AAAGAAUCGUUAUUUCAUGACCCCCACCGGGGCCGUCGCGAAAUUAACGUGCAGGACUGAGCAUUUCGCUCGUGUUUGGGUCACUCGUAAUUUCGGUCGUUCGGGUUGGCCUGGAGAAAUGUCGAGAAAACGCUUUAAAUAGUUUAUUUGAUGUGUUGCCUCGAGACGGAUUGUGUAUUUAGUGGCAGCAGCACCAAGCGGAUUACACAAAUGUUGCCGUGAAGACAGCCGACGGAUCGAAGCAAUGUGAAAGCGUAAAUAUUGCGAGAGAUAUUCCUUUUUGGCGAACUGAGGGGGGAAAAAUAAUAAUGAACAACGCACAAGAUAUGUCUCCAGAUUUUGUCUUGAUGCGCCUGGUUUCGGCGGCCGAGGAUGACCGCCUGGAUGAUGAGAAUGGGAAUUUAGCGUCUAGCGGCGGAGUGGUGGCCGGGCUCGGGCAAGAGGUCUUGGGUCACGGUAAUUUGAAAGGUGGGUUCGAGUGCUCCCAAAACCAUUCGGCUAACAUCGUACGGCACAGCCAUCUCUCCUCCGCGCUGAACAAUGCACAGCAGAGCGGGGUUGGAGGCACGGAGGCACCUGACGCUGGAGUGAUGGCGACGAGAGCAGGGAUGUCUGUUCCGCCUCCUCCUCACCACCACCAUCACCACCACGGUUCUACCGAGGCCCAGCAGCCGGGGUUCGAUUUUGCCCACCGGGGGACUAUGCGGCCUCAGCUGUUGGUGUUCCGGAACAUAAGCUGCGACGACGUCGACGCGGUGGUAGCAGAACAACACGGCAGUCCGGAUGAAAAACAUCCCAUCAGGGCUCAUCAUAUUGGCGAUCAUGAUCAGUCAUCCGGCUUUGCCUCGGACUCGCACAGUAGUAGCAUCAACAACAAUACAGUUAGCCUGGAUGCCCAGCAGCAGUGUGCUAGAUGGUCUGCGCUUCCCCAGAUAAAAUCACCCACGAUUGCAGUGGACGGCACCGAGGGAAGCGAACUGUGCCACCACAGGCACGGUUUGAUUACAGACAAGCCCGACUGGUCCCCUCUGGACACUACCAACCCCCUCGCCAUGAUAGAAUCCAAAUGGGGAUGCACAGCGACAGAUAGCAGCGCCGGCACCAUUCAGUAUCCAGAGAGGUCAGUGUUCGGACUGGCAAAGAAAUUCGGUAAACUGGGGGUGGCCCCGGUGUCAGAACUGCUGUUCAAGGACGGGGAAGUGCCGCACUGCUCGUGCCAAAGCGUGCUCGGGUCAGCAGCCUCGGGGAUUGGACAGGGAGACGACCCGACGGAGACUAGCGAUGCGCUCUUGGUGCUUGAGGGACUUGGGUCAGAGGAGGUGACCCAGGGUCUGGGCAUAGGCUCAUGUUCGCCCGGGGACGCAGAGAGCCAAGGGAAGGAGAUGGCGUUCAUGCAGCUGCAGGGCAACGCGGACCUGGUGGUGGAGAAGAUGUCAGGUGCGUUCGCUCUGGGUUGCUGCCCAGCGGCAGCGGUGUUGGCCGGACAAGGGGACGAGGCUACGACGUGCGCCAAGGGGAGUUGUUCGGCGGCUUGUCGCGACACGCAGGUGUGUUGUUGUCUGAUACAAAACAACAGCGUCAGCCUCAGACCGCAGGCUGGCCUCGGUGACACGGAACAGGAGUCAUCGGAGCACCAGCCGGCGGCGGCACCACCACCUGGGGGUGACCACCCCCCUCCACCUGCCCAGUCUCGGCAGGACCGCACCGAACAGAAAGCCAGCCCCGCAAGGCGCUCGGAGAGGAGCGUCAGUGUUCCAAGGAUCCGUGCCAGCCGUGGUGGUACCAGUGCCAGUAGCAGCAGCAGCAGCGGGGCCACUGACAACAAAGCCGCACCCGGCAAGUCGAGAUCAGGAAAAGGGGGGUCCCUAAAAUUUCGCCUGAGUAAACUUUUCAGAACUAAAAGUUGCAGCGGUUCUAGCCACCUGCUUGACAAAAGGCCGUCGGUGACGUACUCGGUUUCCUCGGCGGGGAGUUUAGUGGAUAUGUCCAGAGCAACCGGGAGAACAGAGCCAGACACGAGCAGCCAACCUACUCUGACCAGGGCCCAGAGUACAUUCUCCGCUGCCUCCUUCAGUCCAUCCUUCACAGGGGAAACGGUGUCUCUGGUGGAUGUGGACAUCUCUAGGAGAGGAGUGAACUCACCACACCCCCCAACCCCACCACCUCCCCCACGGAGAAGCCUCAGCCUCCUAGACGCGUUCCUGCGGGUGUUGCCCCACCACGGUGCCGGCCCCAGCUCGGAUGCCGCCCACCUGGCCCCCCGUGUAGCUGGACCUCCGCCCCCCCUCCUGUGCCCCCUCCGCAGACCCGACUCCGCCACCUUCACCGCCAGCCUCAGAGAGCUGGAGAGGUGUGGCUGGUAUUGGGGCCCCAUGAACUGGGAGGAUGCGGAGAUGAAGCUGAAGGGGAAACCGGACGGCUCCUUCCUGGUGCGGGACAGCUCCGACCCGCGCUACAUACUCAGCCUCUCCUUCAGAAGUCAGGGCGUCACGCACCACACGCGCAUGGAGCACUACAGAGGGACGUUCAGUCUGUGGUGUCACCCGAAGUUUGAGGACCGCUGCCACUCUGUGGUGGAGUUCAUUGAGCGAGCCAUCAUGCACUCCAAGAACGGCAAGUUCCUGUACUUCCUGAGGUCACGAGUGCCUGGUCUGCCUCCCACCCCGGUCCAGUUGCUGUACCCGGUGUCUCGCUUCAGCAACGUCAAGUCUCUGCAGCACCUCUGCCGCUUCUGCGUCCGGCAGAUGGUCCGCAUCGACCACAUCCAGCAACUGCCACUGCCCAAGCCACUGAUUGCCUACCUGAGCAAGUUCUACUACUACGACCCCGAGGAGGAGAUGUACCUGUCCGUCAGGGGGAUCCGCCGAGCCAUGGGCGUGCAGGAGCAGGAGCAGGAGGCUGCAGACCCACAGACGUAGCCCACGGCCAGGGGGCUCCUCCUCAACCAAGUACUGUCACUCCCUCUCUCCAUACAGCGGACGCGGUGCGUGGCGCAUUGGCACUGGUUAAAAAGAAGAAGAAAAAAAAGCACAGCACAGCCUGGGCCCUGCUGCCUGUUCACCAGUCUUCCUGUCUUCUCAAAAAAACAACGUCCCUCUUGCUUCCCUCCUGAGACUUGAGUUCGUCCGUUCCGUCCGUCUGUCCGUCCGUCCAUCUGUCAAGUCAGCCGGAUCUCCAACGGUGACGCAAACCUCCUCAGGGAUUCUGCAGGAGCCGUUUCCCUCCUCUUCCCCCAUACCGGCAACCAGGGCCGCAGAAAGCUUUUCCUGGGCCCGGGACAAAUUCAUUUGAAAGGGCCCCCUACCCAAUACAUACGAUGUAAUGGGGACCAGAUUCUGGGCCCCCUAGCUCCCUGGGACCGGGACAACAUACCCCUUUGUCCCCCAAUGCUCAGACAAAGGGAUGGAGGGACAUGAACAAACGUUGGCGGAAUAUUUGGGAAGCCGAUGAAGAAUGACGAUGAUGCACACAACAUGCAAGUGGGAAGCUGGAGAAAAGGCUAUUUGUUCAGGCAAAAGAAACUUCGAAAAACAGGAAAACUGGGAGAAAAAAAACUGUUAGAGACAUGAACAUACUUUGGGUUUGGGACUUCUUCCAUAUGAUGUUUUUUUUUUUUUUUAACAACCCCCCCCCCCACCGCUCUCCCUCCCGUCCCGAUCAAAUCGAUCAAACCUCAAUGUUUCUGUAGGUUAAAGGGGUAUGCCACUAUUUUGGGGCUUAAUACAGUUAAAAUCGUUGGCCAGGGUUUAUAAAGGUGGUAAAGUGUCUUAUUUUUCAUGUUAAGCGUUGUCUUGCUUUAAGACAAGUUAAAAGAGGGAAUAUGUUGCUAAGCUAGUGAAAGUCAAUGGAUCCGUGUAGCCCAAAAUAGUGGCAUACCCCUUUAAGUUAUUCUGGCAUCAGCAGAAUGAAAACGUUUACAAAGUCAGACGAUUGUCACAGUUACAGAGUUGCUAUAACGCUUCCUUUCUCCUCUACUUCUUCUUCCUCCUCCUUCUUUCUUCUCCCGUCUGAGUAAGGCACUUCCGGAAACUGGAGUUUGAGACUGUUUUAUGUAGCUUAUGCCUGUGACGGGAUAUGAUGACUCUGUCUGCUGUUUUUUUCUUCAGUCACUUCAGGAACAGUAUUUUCAGUA
Molecule: messenger RNA, 4132 nt
Organism: Engraulis encrasicolus (European anchovy)
Lineage: Eukaryota; Metazoa; Chordata; Actinopteri; Clupeiformes; Engraulidae
Gene: socs7
Product: suppressor of cytokine signaling 7
Exons: 9
Coding region: 309-2918 (869 amino acids)
Biological process (GO): phosphatidylinositol phosphate biosynthetic process; intracellular signal transduction
Cellular component (GO): phosphatidylinositol 3-kinase complex
Molecular function (GO): 1-phosphatidylinositol-3-kinase regulator activity
Source: RefSeq, a predicted model, not a curated record